Molecule: messenger RNA, 375 nt
Organism: Ambispora gerdemannii
Lineage: Eukaryota; Fungi; Glomeromycota; Glomeromycetes; Archaeosporales; Ambisporaceae
Source: the annotation of a GenBank genome assembly
AAACAUCCGCAUCCGUCUAUAAAAUUAUUUUUUGAAGAUCUCAUAUUUGAACGUAAAAAGCGAACAGUGCAAAGUAAUUAUGUCAAGACUAGUAUUGAUGUGCUAGAUGAAGCACGCACGCAUGGUGUUUUGGACAUGCCAGAAGCUCUUGGAACGAAACCUACAAAAAGACGUUCUAAGGACGGCAAGAUCAAAAACCAGAGUGCGAUGAUGACGAUUAUUAUGACAAUUUUAGAGAGAUGUCUGCAUUGGAUUACGAAAAAUAUUAAAAAAGCCUACGAUGAAAUGGAUGAUGCAAAGAAGUGGGUACUUACAACUGGAACCGUGGAAAAUGCUCUUUACGAUUUCGGCUUGCGUUGCAAGCAUGAACAGUAA